AGGCUUCGCGUGGCCUGAGCGGAGCGGAGCGGAGCAGAUGAGCAGUCGUGCGGUGGAGCAGCACCAAGGGCCACACCAUGGCAGGCAAGCUCGCCUCGACGGGCGUCAAGAUACACAUGUGCUGAGCUUCUGGUAGUAGCGACCAGGUGAGGCUGGCUGAUGGUGUUGACCGACUGAGUCACACCUCUGUUGCGACCUGCGUGUCUGAUACAGCGUCCCGUCCGAGUCUUGCACGCAGCUGGACGCACCACCUCGCUCGGCACCUCUUUCCGUCUCGGCAGGCCUUGUGGAGCCGCAUCUGUCUCUACUGUUGUCUCGUCCAUCCACCCUACACUCCUCACAAUUCACUCAGGAUGUCACAACAACCGCAAGCACUAUCAGAAGGGGAGCAGGCGGCCCUGGUAGAACAGACACAGCCGACCGAGACGGAGGUGGCAGAACUGCAGACGGGCACUACUGCCAUCAGCCGGGCUCAGCCAGGCAUGGAGCCCUCGCCAUCGCAGCUCGAUUCCCGCUUCGACCGGGACGAUCUGCGACAGGGCAAGCCUCCCCCUGCAGUCCGCCAAGGCGGUAUCCUCUCGAGCGUCGCUGGUGGUCCCCAUCACCUAGGCAAGGGCCUGAGGAAGAUGAGGAAGAUCAAAGUCCGUCGGCCGAGGCUGGGAGGCAACAAGAAGAGGGAGGAGCUGACUGAAGAGGACAUGACCGACGAGGAGAUUGAGGUGGGAGAGGAGGAAGAGGCGGAGGAGGGAGGCGUGGAGGAGAUGCCUGCUAAGACAAAGCCCACCGCUGAGGGACGUGAUGGGAAGGAGAAGAAGGGAGUGUUGGGGAAGAUCCUCCAUCAACACUAGACACUAGAGAAUAGAAAUCAAUACCGGAAUCGCAGCAGUUAUCACACAGUCC
Messenger RNA from Microstroma glucosiphilum, 900 nucleotides. RefSeq lists its product as hypothetical. The transcript has 2 exons. The coding region runs from base 354 to 848 and encodes 164 amino acids. NCBI's taxonomy places the organism in Eukaryota, Fungi, Basidiomycota, Exobasidiomycetes, Microstromatales, Microstromataceae. The record is from RefSeq and is a predicted model, not a curated record.